Molecule: messenger RNA, 6592 nt
Organism: Tachyglossus aculeatus (Australian echidna)
Lineage: Eukaryota; Metazoa; Chordata; Mammalia; Monotremata; Tachyglossidae
Gene: CKAP5
Product: cytoskeleton associated protein 5
Exons: 44
Coding region: 1-6126 (2041 amino acids)
Biological process (GO): microtubule polymerization; mitotic spindle organization; centrosome duplication
Cellular component (GO): spindle pole; centrosome; kinetochore
Molecular function (GO): microtubule plus-end binding; microtubule plus end polymerase activity
Source: RefSeq, a predicted model, not a curated record
AUGGGAGACGACAGCGAGUGGUUGAAAUUAUCGGUUGAUCAGAAAUGUGAACACAAGUUAUGGAAAGCCAGAUUAAGUGGAUAUGAAGAAGCCCUGAAGAUUUUCCAGAAAAUAAGAGAUGAAAAGAGCCCAGAGUGGUCCAAAUACUUAGGAUUGAUUAAAAAAUUCGUGACUGACUCCAACGCAGUGGUUCAGUUGAAGGGAUUAGAAGCCGCCCUUUCCUAUGUUGAAAACGCUCACGUAGCAGGAAAGACUACAGGAGAAGUUGUUUCGGGGGUUGUAAAUAAGGUAUUCAACCAACCUAAAGCCAGAGCUAAGGAGCUGGGCAUAGACAUCUGUUUAAUGUACAUAGAAAUCGAGAAAGGGGAAUCAGUGCAAGAAGAACUCUUGAAAGGCCUGGACAAUAAGAACCCCAAAAUCAUAGUAGCCUGUAUAGAGACACUGAGGAAAGCCCUAAGCGAAUUUGGUUCAAAGAUAAUUUUGCUGAAGCCAAUCAUCAAAGUAUUGCCAAAGCUCUUUGAGUCUCGGGAGAAGGCGGUUCGAGAUGAAGCCAAACUAAUUGCUGUGGAGAUUUACCGCUGGAUCCGGGAUGCUCUGAGGCCCCCGUUACAGAAUAUUAACUCUGUCCAGCUGAAAGAAUUGGAAGAAGAAUGGGUCAAACUGCCAACAGGGGCCCCCCGGCCCACUCGGUUCCUUCGCUCGCAGCAAGAACUUGAGGCCAAGUUAGAACAGCAGCAGGUUGCUGGAGGAGACACUGAAGGAGGUGGUGAUGAGGGUGAUGAUGCUCCACAGAUAGAUGCCUAUGAAUUGUUAGAAGCAGUGGAAAUUCUCUCCAAACUUCCCAAGGACUUUUAUGACAAAAUUGAGGCCAAAAAAUGGCAGGAGAGGAAAGAAGCCCUGGAGGCUGUGGAAGUCUUGGUGAAAAAUCCCAAACUAGAAGCAGGAGACUACGCAGACUUGGUGAAGGCACUAAAGAAGGUUGUUGGGAAAGACACCAAUGUCAUGUUGGUGGCUUUGGCAGCAAAAUGCCUUACUGGACUAGCAGUUGGUCUCCGGAAGAAAUUCGGUCAGUUUGCAGGUCAUGUUGUGCCAACGAUCCUGGAGAAGUUUAAAGAGAAGAAAGCUCAAGUGGUGCAGGCUCUCCAGGAGGCCAUUGACGCGAUCUUUCUUACCACCACCCUUCAAAACAUCAGUGAAGACAUCUUGGCUGUAAUGGAUAACAAAAACCCAACAAUCAAGCAGCAGACAUCCCUCUUCAUUGCAAGAAGUUUCCGACAUUGUACGUCUUCCACGCUGCCAAAGAGCCUGUUAAAGCCCUUCUGUGCUGCUCUGCUCAAGCAUAUCAACGAUUCAGCCCCUGAAGUUAGAGAUGCUGCUUUUGAAGCCCUGGGUACUGCUCUGAAAGUGGUUGGGGAGAAAGCAGUGAACCCCUUCCUAGCUGAUGUGGACAAACUCAAGCUUGACAGAAUCAAAGAAUGUUCAGAAAAGGUGGAAUUGGUCCAUGGUAAGAAAGCCGGAGUAUCUGCUGAAAAGAAAGAAUCCAGACCUGUAACUGGAAAGGCCGUUACUUCAGGAGCUGCAGGAGACAAGGACUCAAAGGAGACGUCAGCACCCAAAGCAGGACCCUUGAAGAAAGCUCCCACUACCAAGGUUGGAGGACCACCUAAGAAGGGGAAGCCAGCCGCCCCCGCAGGUGCUGGAAGUGCUGGAGCAAAGAGCAAGAAAGCCGUGGAUACUAAAGAGAUAGUGGAACCUGAACUUUCGAUAGAGGUUUGUGAGGAGAAAGCUUCUGUUGUUCUGCCACCUUCAUGCAUACAACUGCUAGACAGCAGUAAUUGGAAGGAGAGGCUCGCCUCUAUGGAAGAAUUCCAGAAGGCUGUUGAACUGAUGGAUCGAAGUGAAAUGCCAUGCCAGGCGUUAGUGCGGAUGCUGGCCAAGAAACCUGGAUGGAAAGAAACCAACUUUCAGGUGAUGCAAAUGAAGCUUCAUGUUGUGGCCCUGAUUGCCCAGAAAGGAAACUUUUCGAAAACCUCAGCUCAGGUUGUCCUGGACGGGCUUGUGGACAAGAUCGGCGAUGUGAAAUGCGGGACCAAUGCCAAAGAAGCCAUGACGGCAAUAGCCGAGGCCUGCGUACUGCCGUGGACCGCCGAACAGGUUAUGUCUAUGGCGUUUUCACAGAAGAAUCCUAAGAAUCAAUCAGAAACCCUGAACUGGCUAUCAAAUGCAAUUAAAGAAUUUGGCUUUUCUGGAUUGAACGUCAAAGCGUUCAUCAGCAACGUGAAGACAGCUCUCGCGGCCACAAAUCCAGCUGUAAGGACUUCUGCCAUCACCCUUCUUGGGGUUAUGUAUCUGUACGUGGGCCCUUCUUUGCGCAUGUUCUUUGAGGAUGAGAAACCUGCCCUCCUAUCCCAGAUUGACGCGGAAUUUGAAAAGAUGCAAGGACAGACCCCACCUGCUCCAACCCGAGGAACUUCCAAGCACAGUGCCAGUGCUGGGAAUGAGGGUGAUGAAGGAGAUGAACCAGAUGAAGGAGGUUGCGAUGUUGUAGAUCUAUUGCCAAGGACAGAGAUCAGCGACAAAAUCACCUCAGAACUGGUGUCCAAAAUUGGGGACAAGAAUUGGAAGAUCCGAAAGGAAGGCUUGGAUGAGGUGACAAGCAUCAUAAAUGAAGCCAAGUUCAUCCAGCCUAAUAUCGGUGAACUUGCAACGGCAUUAAAAGGUCGUCUUAAUGACUCCAAUAAAAUUUUGGUGCAGCAGACAUUGAGCAUCCUCCAACAGCUGGCCAUAGCCAUGGGCCCGAACAUUAAGCAACACGUGAAGAGCUUGGGCAUCCCUAUCCUAACAGUCCUUGGGGACAGCAAGAAUAACGUUCGAGCUGCUGCCCUGGCAACUGUGAAUGCCUGGGCAGAACAGACCGGCAUGAAGGAGUGGUUGGAGGGAGAAGAUUUAUCAGAGGAACUCAAAAAAGAAAACCCAUUCCUACGGCAAGAGCUUCUGGGGUGGCUGGCUGAGAAGCUCCCUAGUCUCCGUUCCGCUCCCGCAGACCUCACCCUGUGCGUUCCUCACCUGUACUCGUGCCUGGAAGAUCGAAAUGGAGACGUGCGAAAGAAAGCCCAGGAUGCCCUGCCGUUCUUCAUGAUGCAUCUUGGCUAUGAGAAGAUGGCCAAAGCGACUGGGAAGCUAAAGCCAACUUCCAAGGACCAGGUACUGACGAUGCUAGAGAAAGCCAAAGCAAAUAUGCCAGCCAAACCUGCUGCUCCAGCUAAAACGUCUUCCAAACCUACAGGAGGAACAGCUCCAGUUAAAUUCCAGCCUGCAUCAGCACCCGUUGAAGAUUAUGUGUCCAGCACAGUGGAGUCCAAGCCUGACCCCAAAAAGGCCAAAGUAGGAGGCAUUGCCUCUAAAGCAAAGAGCGUACAGGGAAAAAAGGUGCCAAACAAAACCAGUCUGAAGGAGGACGAAGAUAAAUCUGGUCCUGUUUUCAUUGUUGUUCCAAAUGGGAAAGAGCAGAGGAUGAAAGAUGAAAAAGGAUUGAAGGUACUGAAGUGGAAUUUCACUACUCCCCGGGAUGAGUAUAUUGAACAACUGAAGACCCAGAUGUCCAGCUGUGUGGCCAAAUGGUUGCAAGAUGAAAUGUUUCAUUCGGACUUCCAGCAUCAUAACAAAGCCUUGGCUGUCAUGGUUGAGCACCUGGAGAUGGAGAAGGAGGGUGUCAUCGGUUGUCUGGAUCUCAUUUUGAAGUGGCUUACUCUGCGAUUCUUUGAUACCAAUACAAGUGUUCUGAUGAAAGCCUUGGAAUACCUAAAAUUACUCUUUGCCUUGCUGAGUGAGGAGGAAUACCACCUUACGGAGAAUGAGGCAUCUUCGUUCAUUCCCUAUCUCAUCCUCAAGGUCGGGGAACCGAAAGAUGUCAUCCGCCGGGAUGUGCGGGCCAUCCUGAACCGGAUGUGCCUGGUCUACCCAGCCAGCAAAAUGUUCCCUUUCAUCAUGGACGGGACCAAGUCCAAGAAUUCUAAGCAGCGAGCAGAAUGUCUGGAAGAGCUCGGGUGCCUGGUCGAAUCCUACGGCAUGAACGUCUGCCAGCCAACCCCAGGGAAAGCCUUAAAGGAAAUGGCCAUUCACAUCGGAGACCGUGAUAACACUGUGCGCAACGCUGCACUCAAUACCAUUGUGACCGUCUACAACGUGCACGGGGACCAGGUGUUGAAGCUCAUUGGAAACCUUUCCGAAAAGGACAUGAGCAUGCUUGAGGAGAGAAUUAAGAGAUCGGCAAAGAGACCCGCUGCUGCUCCAGUAAAACCGGUGGAGGAAAAACCUCAACGCACUCAAAGCACAAAUUCCAACGCCGGUAUGCUGCGCAAGGGUCCGGCUGAGGAUAUGUCCUCCAAACUCAAAAUUAUGUAUCGCACUUAUAGGAUCCAAGCUCGCAAUAUGGGCGGGCACUCGGAAGCCGCGCACACGGUGCCCCGGGAAUUCCAGCUGGACCUAGAUGAGAUCGAGAAUGACAACGGCACAGUCCGGUGCGAAAUGCCAGCGCUCGUCCAGCACAAACUGGAUGAUAUUUUUGAGCCCAUCCUGAUCCCUGAGCCCAAAAUCCGAGCCGUCUCCCCUCACUUCGAUGACAUGCACAGUAAUACAGCAUCCACAAUCAAUUUUGUUAUCUCCCAAGUAGCCAGUGGAGACAUCAGUGCUAGCAUUCAAGCUCUGGCACAGAUCGAUGAAGUCCUGAGACAGGAAGACAAAGCAGAAGCAAUGUCUGGCCACAUCGACCAGUUUCUGAUCGCAACCUUCAUGCAGCUCCGACUUAUCUACAACACACACAUGGCAGAUGAGAAAUUGGAGAAGGAUGAAAUUAUUAAACUGUACAGUUGUAUCAUCGGAAACAUGAUCUCGCUCUUUCAGAUCGAGAGCCUGGCCCGGGAAGCCUCCACCGGCGUGCUGAAAGACCUGAUGCACGGCCUCAUUACUCUGAUGCUGGACUCGCGCAUUGAAGACCUCGAAGAGGGGCAGCAAGUAAUCCGGUCGGUUAACCUCUUAGUGGUCAAGGUCCUGGAGAAGUCUGACCAGACCAACAUCCUGAGUGCCCUGCUUGUUCUGCUCCAGGACAGCUUACUAGCAACAGCAAGUUCUCCCAAAUUCUCAGAGCUCGUCAUGAAGUGCCUCUGGAGAAUGGUGCGGCUACUCCCCGAAACGAUCAACAGUAUCAAUCUGGAUCGGAUCCUGCUGGACAUCCACAUUUUCAUGAAGGUUUUCCCCAAGGAGAAGCUGAAGCAGUGCAAAAGCGAAUUCCCAAUAAGAACCCUAAAAACCCUCCUGCACACCCUGUGCAAGCUCAAGGGGCCCAAGAUUCUGGAUCACCUCACAAUGAUAGACAACAAAAAUGAAUCUGAACUGGAGGCGCAUCUCUGCAGGUUGAUGAAGCACAGUAUGGACCAGACUGGAAGCAAGUCUGAUAAGGAGACCGAGAAGGGAGCUUCUCGCGUAGAUGAAAAGUCCUCCAAAGCCAAAGUGAACGACUUAUUAGCGGAAAUCUUUAAGAAGAUCGGUUCCAAAGAGAACACUAAAGAGGGCCUAGCAGAGCUGUACGAGUAUAAGAAGAAAUACUCCGACGCGGACAUUGAGCCCUUCUUGAAAAACUCCUCCCAGUUCUUCCAGAGCUAUGUAGAGCGAGGGCUCCGGCUGAUCGAGAUGGAGAGAGAGGGCAAAGGACGCAUUGCCCCUUCUACAGGGAUCUCCCCUCCAACGGAGGUACCGUGCGUCCCCACUCCAACCAGCACGGUGUCCUCAGCGGGAAAUGCGAACGGAGAGGAGUUGGGGCCGUCCGUCUACCUGGAGAGGCUAAAAAUCCUCCGGCAGCGGUGUGGGCUGGAUAACGCGAAGCAAGACGACAGGCCUCCCCUGACCUCCCUGCUCUCCAAACCAGCGGUCCCCACGGUUGCCUCCUCCACAGACAUGAUCCACAGUAAGCUCUCUCAGCUCCGGGAGUCCAGAGAGCAGAACCAGCACUUGGACCUGGAUUCCAACCAGACCCACUCUGCCGGCCCCACCCCCUCCUCCACUUCCACAGCCACCAACAUUGAUGACUUGAAAAAAAGACUGGAGAAAAUAAAGAGCAGCCGCAAAUGAGGCUCCCCCCUGCCCGGGUCCCCCUGCAGCUUGAGUUUACUCAACUAGAAGUCUUCGUAGUUUUCAAGUGGCCUUGCCCAGGCCUAGUCGAUACAAACUGAUUUCCUGUAUAUUACCAUGGAUCUUGGGGGAGGAUGGAGCUAGUGUGGCCCAAGUAUUUGUACAUAUUCCGCUUCUCUCUGUGAGCAUCCCGCCUCUAGAAGACUGUCUGUGUAUUAGCUUAGUGUACAGACCUGUAAACAGCCACCCUCCUCUCCGCUCAGACUAGGGUCUCCUCCUUUUAUUAUCUGUAAAGUUGUCUUACUAUUUCUUAGCUCCUGCCUCUUAGAAACUCUUCGGUAGCUUCUCUUGGAGUCUACGAGCUCUUCUCCCUGUAAGCCGAAGGGGCGGGCUACCCUGUAUGGACGCAUGGCAUGAUCUGAACUAAUUUAAGUGUCUUUUGUAAAUAAAGUUUGCAUUAACUCCA